CCAGUCCAGGCUCCAGCCCAGCAUCCCGUCGACUCGAUGAUAUACCAGCAAAAGGGGCAAGUGUGAGCAGGCGGCGGCGGAGCCAUGCCGAUGCCGUCGCGGGCGCGGCGCAGGUCCAAAUCCCGGUGGCCUCUCGGCGAGCCCCCUCCCGGCCUCUUCCCCGCUAGGGACGACCUCCUCCGCCUGCUCGCCGUCGUCUCCAUCGCCGCCGCAGCAGCCGCUGCCUGCAGCCUUCUCAACCGCCGCCCCAAACCCUUGUGCGACAGCGGCGGCGCCGCCUAUACCCACCAUGAUUCAUGCCAACCAUGCCCUCCCCAUGGACGAUGCGUAGACGGAAACCUGGAGUGCGUCCAGGGAUUCAACAAAUAUGGCAACCUGUGCAUAGAGGAUGGGCUGGUCAGCCAAACUGCUACCAAGAUUUCACAGUUGCUAGAGCGGAGGAUCUGCGAUCAAUAUGCCCGUGCUUUAUGUGGCCAACCUGCCAAAAUCUUGUUCCAAGAGCUCGAUAUCUUAAACAUGGCUGAUGAGCUGUUAUCCAAGGGUUUUGUUGGCCUAAGUCAGGAUGGAGCUAAGGUUGCAAAAAUUAAGGUUCUGGACAGUGCGCGGGCCUUCUUUGAGAAAACAUUCAGCUCCGACGGAGUCGAAGAGUUUAAAUGUCCAGACCUGGUUGCCGAGCUUUAUAGGCCCCUGACCUGUCAAAUUCGGCAAUGGAUCUCAAGAAAUAUCAUGUCUGUGACAGCCUUUGGUGUCCUGUUUUCAGCACUGCUCUGGAUUCUUUGGACUAUUUACAAGAGACAAGCAUUAUCAAAGAGGGCCGAACAAAUAUAUGCUCAGGUGUGUGAGGUCCUUGAAGAUAAUGCCAUAGAUGCAAAGAUUGGCAACUCUGAAUGUGAGCCUUGGGUGGUCACGUCUUGGCUGCGAGAUCAUCUGCUAGUCCCACAAGAGAGAAGGAAUGCUUUCCUUUGGAAGAAGGUGGAAGAACUAAUACUGGAAGAUUCUCGCAUAGAUCAAUACCCGAAAGUGGUCAAGGGAGAGUCGAAAGUUGUUUAUGAGUGGCAAGCGAGCGGCUCGCUCAGUGGAAAGAAAAAGGUUAAGAAGAUGCAAGGUGUAGCAGCAGGCAAGUCAAGAGCCGAUGGUGCAGCUGGCGGCGCCAUAAAACUUGCUGAAGAACUGGAUGCAGGCUAGCUAGAGCUGCCAUGCGUUAUGUAUGUACAAAUGUUUCUCAAGCUACUAGGAGAGUAUAUAUCAUGAUGUAUGCUUGGAAUGUACUAAAUUAAUUGAGUUAAUGGAGUACGUGGUGUAUAUGUA
Oryza sativa Japonica Group (Japanese rice) is the source of this 1308-nucleotide messenger RNA. RefSeq lists its product as uncharacterized. The record is from RefSeq and is a predicted model, not a curated record. Gene Ontology annotation, cellular component: nuclear inner membrane. Lineage: Eukaryota; Viridiplantae; Streptophyta; Magnoliopsida; Poales; Poaceae. Gene Ontology annotation, molecular function: chromatin binding.